UACUUGGUUCCGUCCUCCCGGACAUUUACAGCGUCGUUCCCUGCAGUGGAGAAAGCUCUUUGAGGCGGGUGGUGGAGGCCUCUUUGAGCUUUGCCUUCACAGCCGGCCGGAAGCAAACGUAUUUUCGAAAGCUCCAAGCUCCGACGAUCCCUCUUACCAGCGUAAUGGCAGUCCCAGGUUGCAACAAGGACAAUGUCAGAGCAGGCUGUAAAAAAUGUGGCUAUCCUGGUCAUCUGACUUUUGAAUGCCGCAAUUUUCUCCGAGUAGACCCUAAAAGGGACAUAGUUUUGGAUGUCAGCAGUACAAGCAGUGAAGAUAGUGAUGAAGAGAAUGAAGAACUAAAUAAAUUGCAGGCAUUACAGGAAAAAAGAAUAAAUGAAGAAGAGGAGAAGAAAAAAGAAAAAAGUAAAGAGAAAAUCAAGUUGAAAAAGAAAAGGAAAAGGUCUUAUUCCAGUUCCACUGAAGAAGACUCUUCUAAACAAAAGAAACAAAAAUAUCAGAAGAAAGAAAAGAAAAAAGAAAAAAAGAACAAAUCAAAAAAAGGAAAACAUCACAAAAAAGAAAAAAAGAAGAGAAAAAAGGAAAAGCAUUCUACCCCUAAUUGUUCUGAAUUCACAAAAAAAUAACUGGGACUUUGGCCUAAGUCUUUAAAUUUAACAAUACCAUCUUUAAAAAUUGUCCUUUCUUGGAUUUUUGUUUUAUCCUUAUGCUUUGCAGUGAACCCCACCUUUUUCCAUAUAGACAUUUUUCAUUGGUGGGACCAUUAUUCUUCUGGCUGUAUGUGUUUAAAUAAGUCUUAUUACUUCAUAGUCACACCCCCAUGUAUAGAUAUUUGUAUGUACAGAGCACAUUAUUUUUGGUAUUUGUGUCUCUGGCUAGUGUUAUUAUUUCAUAAGUUGAUUAUUAAUGGCUUUUGUACAUUGUCGACCUAAGUAAUCUACCUAAUGAUUAAUGAGCAUUCCUGAAUCAAGUGUCCACCUUUCAGCGAAGAAGCUAGGUAAAGGGUAAUGAUUUGUUAUUGAUGAUUAAAAUUUGAAUAGCUUUAUAUACUAUCAUAUAAAAUAUAAAGAGUGAAAUUCUUUACUCUGGUUUUUAAAUCUCUAAGCUUUUUUAAAUAUAGGAGAUGAAACUGCUUUACUGAUCUUGAGUAGUUCUUUUUAAAUGAAUGGUGAGUGCAGGAAGAUGACAAUGAAAAUAUUUAUAACAAAGUUGCAUUGAUUUAUGAAAUAAGGAGUUUCUAGUACCUGCCUCCCUUUUUUUCCAGUAACAAUUAAAACACUUAUUCCUUGGUUAAAGACUAGUUCAACCUGUGAGAAAGUCUGGCGGAGAUGAUGCUAUGUUGGUCAAUGGUUUAGGGUAGACUCUUGGGUUUUACAAAUGUGCCACAUUGGCAUGUCUCACAGAGAUACCUCAAAACAGCCAAAUCUUCAUUAGAACUGAUAUUUAUUGUAUUUAAUAUGUAAACAUAAGCUUAUGUCUGUGAGUAAUGUGGAAAAUUUUUAAAAACAUUAGCAUAUAUUUUGACUGAAAUGAUUUAUAAUUUUGAAGCAAGUUUCACAGUGACUUUCUUCUUUCAGGAAUAACAAGUUUGAGGUAUUUCCCUCUUUUACCUCAGUCACAAAUAUCGGUAGGAGUGACAAAAAUUUAAAAUUAAAAAUUUUAUUCUGUACUUCUUAAAAUUUAAGAAUCAGGGAAUUCAUCAUGAAAGCCUUUGUAUAACAAUGGACAUUUUCUAUGAGUAAGUAUUUUAACAUGCAUGUUAUUAGAUAUAUUUCUUAUUUUUAAUUUUAAGAGCGAUCAGUGUUACUUAAUUUGCUUAAUACUUAGUAUUCCUGAUACCCAAUAAGUUAAAUAUUCAUAUUGUAACAACAUUGCAACUCAACCUAUGAUCAUGCAAAAGCACCAAAGAUCCCAAGUACCUCAUUAUGGUGCACUUAGAAGUUUUCAUGUUGGUAACCCACAGACAGAGCUCCAGAUUAAUUCAUGAUGGUGAAAUGAGCUAUGUUGUCUAAACCUCACAGGCUGGACGAGGUUACUGAUUCUUCCUUCAGGGUACACCUUACCCAGCAUGCCUCAUGCUCAAAACUCUGGGGAAACUGCACCAGCAACCCUGUCCUGGCAUUUGAGCCUCAGAAGCCUCACACCCCUGGCUUUUCCAUGACCUCAUUUACUCACUUGGUUCCCUCAAAAAGAAAUUCUUUUGUUUAAAGAGUUCAGUCAGCAGAAAAACAGAACUAUUAGAUUUUUAAGGGUUUGUUUUGCCUUUGCUGUUCAUCUUAUAAAAUUUCAGUUCUUUGGUUAUCAUGAUUUUUGAAAUUGGUGGCAAAGAAAAAAACAUUUUAAAAAUGAUUAGUAGAUGCUACAUACAAAAGGAUGGCCUCAUCCCAUUGUAUAUGUGACAUGGUAGCAGUUGCAGUACAGUUCAUCACGUUAUAUAUGUUUUACUUCUGUUAAUUAUAAAGAUUAUAAAUUAAUUCAUUACGUUUGUUUUUGGAACAGUGAAUUAAUGAUUCAGAAGUUAUAUAUAAGCCCUCAUUAACUAAUAUAGUAUAGAAAAUAAAAGAUUUUAAUGGCUCUGUAAUUUUUCCCCAGAAAUAAUCUUAGAAUUAUUCUUGAUUUCCUAUUGGCACAGUUUAUAAAAUAAUUUCAUUUGAAUAAAAGCCAUUUAUUUUUACUGAUUUUCUCUAAAUGAUCUCACUAUUAAAUUUCAGGGGAAAUUCAUAAAAUUUCAUCUCUGAUAGUAUGUAGAAGAAGGAAAAUGAACUUUAACAGUAAUAAUCCGGAAGUCAAGACCAUUCUUUAAUAGGUAGUUGGACUCUCUUAGUGUAACCCUGUAUAUCUCUCAGCAAAGUCUUCUAGCUUUUUUGUGGCCUGAUGUCUUUUACCUAGAAGCUGUGGUACUAAAUUAUCUCUGACAUCACUUCUAGUCUUUAUUGUAUAUGAUUACUAAUAUUUUAUUAUAAUUCAAAUAAUACUUAUUUAAAAGUUGUUCAUAGAUAAGCAGUUGUUAUAGUGUUCAAUAAUAUUAAAGUUUAAAUUUAUAGCUGUUAAACAUAUAAACUUUUUAACAGAUAAAUAAUACUUGGUUUGUUCGUUUUGUUACCACCCAAUGUAUGUCAUUUUCAUUAAAUACAGACAAUUUAUAUUUGCAUCUCUAACCACAUUAUCUAAACACUUUGAGGUUAUUGUUUUUAAGUGUUAGACCUACUGCCCCACAGUUUCUCCAUUUUUUUCUCCAUAUCAUCUGUUGGCUGAAAUCUCUCAGAGGAAUUUUUAGUUCUUCACACUUAAUUUUUCUCCAUUUACAUCUUUAGUUCUCUGAAGCCAAAGCAUCAAUGAAUGGGAAAUAAAAUAACUAUAUGUGCCUGUAUUUACUGUACUAUCUAAAGUUAUACAACUCUAGGUCACUCUUAGUAGUAAACUAGGCAUAGGUUAUUAAUAAUGUUCAUUAAAAUGCUAUUGAGGUAUCUCUUCAACAGAUAUAGAGUACCAACAAUGGCAAAUACUGCAGUGCUAGGUAGUGAAUUCUAAGUAAGACACAUUUGCUUCCCUGAAGGAGUUCAUAGUCUAGUUAGUUUGGGAAACACUGGAACAUACCAUUAUAAAACAGUUCCUGUAAUUGACUCAAACAUGGCUUUAUAGAAACACAGAUGCAUACCUAACCUACUCUGGAGAAAUUAGAAGAGGCCACCUAGAGAAAGUAAUGCCUGAGUUUCAUAUUUAUUGAAGAUAAGAGACAUGGUCACGCUGAAUAAUGUGAACAAAGAUCACAUACGGUUACACUCAUAUAUGAGUUAUAAGCAACCGCAUGUUGCUAUGGUUUUAUAUGUUAACAGGAGCAGUAAGAGCUGAGACUACCAUUUUAGAGUCCUGAGCUCAAGAGAAGGUCUUGUGUUCAUGUUUAGAAGUUUGGACUUUAUAAACAAUGAGAUACCAUAAAAGAAUUAAGGAAAUAACUAUUACUGGGAUGUGGUUUUAUUCAUUUCAUAAACCUACUUUACAGUUUUUUAAAAGAUGAAAUUGCUAUUAUAAGAAAGUCCCAUAAAAAGUCAUGUGAUUCUUUUAAGUUCUAUUAUUUGUAUUUUGCUUAACCCACUUUUCUUUCCACGGUCUCAUUAUUUUUACCAAAAAUUACAGUGAUUUAAAUUGCCUAAAAACACAAAGUUAUACUGUAUAAUUUAUCACACCCAUUCCCAGAAAUAUAUAUGUGUAUA
Messenger RNA from Fukomys damarensis (Damara mole-rat), 4214 nucleotides. RefSeq names its product SREK1 interacting protein 1 (gene Srek1ip1). Gene Ontology annotation, molecular function: nucleic acid binding; zinc ion binding. The record is from RefSeq and is a predicted model, not a curated record. Lineage: Eukaryota; Metazoa; Chordata; Mammalia; Rodentia; Bathyergidae. Bases 165 to 626 code for a protein of 153 amino acids. The transcript is spliced from 5 exons.